GGUUGACUAUAGGGAGCAGUGUGCAGACGUCGCUCGCCGCAUGUGCACGCCAGUGUGUGCGCGCAGACGGGGGAAAAGCUGAUUUAUAGAAAUAACACAUGCUCAAAUUAGCUCGCUUAUUCCGAAGGCUUAUUGGAUGCUUCACUCUAUGGAUACGAUGAGAAGGAGAAGAGGAAUGUGGCUAUAAUGAAUUAAUGGCCUGCUCGUUUUAGUGGGGAGAUUUUAAGCAAGCAAAACAGGAGACCUGUCUAGUAAUGGAGAACCAGGCAGCGGAGCUGCUACAACAGCAGAGCUACGAGGACGUUCGGAAAAGCGGGUAUCUCCGUAAGCAGAAAUCUAUGCACCGGCGAUUCUUCGUUUUGAGGGAAGCCUCGGAACAGGGCCCUGCCCGUCUAGAAUAUUAUGAGAACGAGAAGAAAUUCCGAAGCAAGUCACCUAUCCCGAAAAAAGCACUGAAUCUGGAGACUUGCUUCAACAUCAACAAGCGGGCAGAUUCCAAGAACAAGCACAUGAUAAUACUGUAUACCCGCGGGGAGAGCUUUGCCAUUGCAGCAGACAGUGAGGAUGUCCAGAAUGAAUGGUACCAGGCCAUGCUGGACCUUCAGUGGAAAUGUAAAAGCCCAGAGGACUGUGGUAGUGGUGGAGAGUGUGGACUCCCCUCUCCUCCAGGCCCCGCCUUCAAGGAGGUGUGGCAGGUCAAGGUGUGGCCUAAAGGGCUUGGCCAGGCCCGAAACCUAGUGGGCAUCUACCGGCUGUGCCUGACCGACAAGACAGUCAACUUCGUCAAGCUCAACUCUGACGUGGCCGCCGUGGUCCUACAACUGAUGAACGUGCGUCGCUGCGGCCACUCAGAGAACUUCUUCUUCAUCGAGGUGGGCCGCUCGGCCAUGACGGGGCCUGGGGAGUUCUGGAUGCAGGUGGAGGACUCGGUGGUGGCCCAGAACAUGCAUGAGACCCUGCUGGAGGCCAUGAAGGCUCUGAGCGAGGAGUUCCGCCAGCGCAGUAAGUCUCAGUCUGUGGGCGCUACAGGCGGUGGGGGCACCGCCUCCAACCCCAUCAGUGUCCCCACCCGCCGCCACCACCCCAAUCUGCCCCCCAGCCAGGUGGGCUUUGGCAGACGAGCCCGGACCGAGACCCCUGGAGCAGGUGGGGCCAACUGCACCAGCACUUCACCCACGCCACGCCACGGGUUCCCCAGGGCACGCACAGCCAGCAUCGGGGGAAGGACAGAGGAGGGUGGAGGUGGAGCCAGAGGGGCAUGGGCAAGCUCCAGUCCCAGCCUGAACGGAUCCUGUUCCACUACACCCACCCUGAGACCCAAGCCCACCAGAGCUCCAACCCCAGCUAAGAUCACUCUCAGCCUGGCCCGCUACACCCCCAACCCAGCCCCCUCCCCAGCCCCAAGCCUCUCCUCCAGCUCUGGUCAUGGCUCAGAGUGUGGACUAGUCGGAGGGGCAAUGGGAGGUGUAGCGAUCUGCUCUUACACCCGUGUCCCUCAGAGAGUCUCUGUGUCGGGCUCCCCUAGUGAUUACGGCUCCUCAGACGAGUAUGGCUCCAGCCCUGGAGAGCACUCCCUGCUGGUCCCCAGUCUACCUGGAGGGUCCAAUGGUGGGAUUGGACACCAUGCUCAUGGAGAGGGCUCUUCCAGCUACAUAGUGAUGGGCCAGAGAGAGAGCCUCCCUGAGUCCCAUCAGCGUCCUCAGGGCCGGAGGAUGCUGCGGCGCUCCUCUAGCAGGGAGUGUGAGGCAGAGCGCAGACUCCUCAGCAAGAGGGCCUCCCUGCCCCUGACUGCCCACGAACGCCUGGCCCCUCGUAGGAAGGAGGAAGAGGAGGAUGAGGACCAAGAGUACGCCGUCAUGUCACGGAGUGUUAGCAGGGACGCCUUUGUGUCGCGGCGGCGUGGAUCAGGGGGCUCCGCAGCAGGGGGCUUGGAAGCGGGGGCCAUGGUUGGGGAGACCCAGGCGAGGGUUGAUGUGGUCCGAGGAGACGCGGGAGGAGGAGGAGGAGGAGGGGGACAUAUGGACAGUGGCUACAUGUCCAUGUUACCUGGAGUGACUGCUCCUCCUGUUUCCCUCUCCCUGUCUGUGGCCGUGUCUGACGUCAGCACCAAGCCUGGGGCUGAAGAUGAGUACAUGGCCAUGACCCCCAACAACAGCAUGUCCCCCCCCCAGCACAUUCGCCUGCCUGUCUCUGAGGGCUACAUGGUCAUGUCCCCCAACAGCAGCUGCUCCCCAGACAUGCUUGGAAUGGCCAUGUGGGGGAGCAGGGGCAGCAUGGAGAGCCGGGCUGGCAGUGACUACAUGAACAUGUCUCCUAUCAGCAUCCGCUCGGCUUGCAGCACACCCCCCUCACAACCUGAACAGAACCCGCUACAACCCAAGAUGAUCUACUCUUACUUCUCUCUGCCACGAUCCUACAAACACACGCUCUCCACACGCUUCAAGGAUGACUUGGAUCAAGGGAAAAGGAAGGAGGGUGGUCAUCACGACCAAGACAGUGCUGGAAAUCGGGGUGGACAAGUGGGCUACAGCAAGAGGGACACAGCCACAGUUGGCCCUGCAGGAGGCUGUCAACUCUGCCUCUCCUCUUCCUCCUUCUCUUCCAGCUCAGCUAGCAGUGAGAGCCUGGAGGACCGGCCCAUGUCAGUGGCAGCUGGGGGAGGGCUACGACUAACAAGAACGGGGCCAGGGUUCAGGAAUGGGGGAGCACGCUCUAAGGACGGAUCCUACCAGCAGAAACGUGCAUCGCAUGGUCCAGGGGGUCAGCAGAGGAAGGCUCGUCCCCUCAGUGUGUCUGUGGACAUGUCUAAAGCUAACACCUUGCCCAGGGUUAAGGAGAACCUCUUCCCCACAGUGCCUCAGAGCCCUGGGGAGUACGUCAGCAUAGUGUUCAGGGGUGGUGACGUGGGGGGCAGGAGAGGGGGCCAGUGGGGGCCAGAGCACGGACUGUCUGUGACCCAUGGAACCCCGAGGCCCCUGCACCAUCCAGCCCUCUGCCAUGGUGGCUCCACCAACCUCCCCCGCAGCUUCUCUGCACCGCUGGCCACCUCCGCUGCCUUGGCUGCCUCUGCUGAGUACGUCAACAUGGACUUGGGGAUGGGAAACUCCCGUUGCACCUCCCCUGGGACCCCUGUUAAAUCACCUUUCUGCCUGCCCCCAGCCAUUGCCCCCAAGCCCCGAGUUGUGGCCCGUAGUAGGCCCUCUCCUAGGGCAGCAGAGGACAAUGUAGGUGGGCAUUUGGCAGCAGUGCCAACAGACUUACCCACUUCAUAUACAGACUACACAGAGAUGGCCUUCAGCAUGGGUUCAGAGCCUAACCCUGCACCGCCCACCAUGCACACUGCCCAAGCUUCAUCAAUGGAGCAGGAAUCAGGCUUGGACUUCCCCUCAGUAAAGUCCUACUCAUCUCCUGAUCAGAACCAGAGCAGCAGGCUGGCCAGAGACAGGGUUGAUAGGGGCGACCAACUGGGACGGAGACGCCACCGCUCUGAGACAUUCAUCAUGACUCCUCCCUCUCUCCCCCUCCACCUGUCCUCCUCAGGCUCCUUGUUCUUGGAGAGCGCCCAGGCAGCAGCGCCUCAUCGGCACGGAGGGCUGGAGAGGGGUUCACCAUGGGAGAAUGCACCCGCAGCCCAGGCUUCAUCCUCUGGGUCUGCUAAACAAGGCCUUAACUACAUUGAUCUUGACCUGGCCAUUAAUAAGGACAGCUCUCAGACUGAAAUGGAGGGGGGAGCCACUGCCCCCCACAACAUCUUCUCUCCAGUCCACAAUGGGGCAGGUGGGGGAGUCAUGAUGGGAGACAUGACUGGUUUGGGGAACAACCCUGGCUACGCCAGUAUUGAUUUCUACAAGUCAGAGGAGCUGAGAGCACAUCAUCAGAGCAGCAGGAAAGAUGGAAAAGGUAAAGAAUGUUAAUGAUCCAUCUUCAUCUGGACAUUGCUCCUGGGGUUGAGCAGCACUGUCCAACACUCCUCCUAACUAACCCGUGGUGGGAUUGGUUGGCAACAGUAUACACAGCUAUAGAGUUUCCUUACUGACCUUUUUCACUGGAAGAUGAGUAUCAGAAGUGAAGGCAUACCCAUCAAAUCAUCAUGAACUCUUUGUCAUUGCUAUCCAAUACUAAUGUGUGCCAAAAGACUACUGGUCAUAACCAACACAACAUGGUUCGCUGAGGUUGAAGAAUAUAGCCAAUCAAGAUUACAUUUGUUUCUUUUUCCUUAACAUAAACUUAUGGAAAUUGUUAUACAAGUGUGAAAUAGUAGAAAGGUACAUACUAAAAAGUAUAUAGUAUACAUAUGUUGAUGAAAGCUACAUAAAUAAAUAAAUCUAUAUAUAUUAUACUUUUUAAAAAGUGCCUAAUGUUUUGUUUGUAGACAUUUUUACACAGGGAAUCUGGAACUGGUCUGUGAGAGGGAAAACUAUGUUUAUGUCUUGAAUAUAAUGUUGUGUUAAGAAUAUAUGUUGAAAAUGACAGAAAACAUAAUAGCGAGUUUUAGUUAUAUAGUAAGCAUAAUCAAACUGCCUUACUGUGUUUGUGAAACAUACUAAAAGAAUAGCCUCUUUUUACUUUAUGCUGUGCCUCACGCUUCAGCCACAAUGAAAGCUCUCGUUUCCUCACUCUCCUGCCUGAACCCUACCAGUACCAGCUGGAGCUAAGCCAAAAACCAGCGCUGUAUAAUGCCAACCACACACACACACACACACACAUUUUAAUAGUCUUACAUGUGGUUCAGCUGAGUAGGUGAGGUUGAUAGUCGUCACAUUUACUGCUGUGACGACUAUUGCUGUGACAUUUACUACUUGUGUUUGCCAGAACAUUAUUACACUAACAGGCUGAGAAUGGUAUUGAAUGUCUGAUCAAUGUGAUUAUAGAAUGCUGUGCGUGCAGGCGCGAGAGAAAGAGCAUGAUUACAGUGGUGAUGGAUAUCAAUUAAUUAAGAUAUUUCCAGACCACAUUAUGGCCUCCCACAAUGAUCAACAGGGUAAUUUUUAUUUAUGUAAUAAUAAUAAUAAUAAUAUUAAUUCCUUUCACUGACUUGUUAAGGUUCCCUCCCGCUUUAUAACACAGUGACUGAAAAUCAUAUCUCACACACAUCCCCUGUAGCCUGGUCCCAGACCUGUUUGUUAUUUCUUGCCAACUCCGACUGACCAUAGGAGUUGGCAAGACAGCACAAACAGAUCAGGCACCAGGCUAUGUCCUCUGUGCAUCCGAAAAAGACACUCAAGUGCCUGGCUGCCUGUGUUCUUUGGUGUCCACACACUAACGGUUACCCUCACUCAUUCUCACUAGGUCCCCCCCUUCCCUUAUAUCCCCCUUGCUUUCCCGUACCAGUUAGAUUUUCUUGCAGAAAAAAACAAGUGGUAUUUUUGAUGUGGUGAUUCAGUUUUAUGAAAUCCCUUUAGUGAUUUGAACAUAGCCCAUUACUGCCAGUAUCUUGUGCUUUAAUGCAGAGAACUUUAGUGCCAAAAUCCUGUAUUACAUAGGCUAUGUUCACACAGGCAGCCCAAUUCUGAUCUAUUUUUCAGUAAUUGGUAUUUAGACCAAUCAGAUCAACUCUGAAAAAAAUAUGAUGUGAAAAGAUCUGAUGUAGUGGAAAAAAUAUCAGAAUUGGGCUACCUGUGUAAUCACAGCCAUAGAUCAAUGGAUUACUCAUGCUUCACUAUGGUAGACUUACUCUGUUUUUAAUCUUAAGUUUGUCUCACCAUACAGGCCAAUGGCAUUGCUUGAUGUGACUUUUAUAAUAUACCUUUCUUUCUUAUUCCCUUAAAAUGAUUAUUCUUAAUUGGGGAUUUUCAUUAAUGAGCUUCUUUUACCUCAUAAUCAUGUCUAAAGAAUUUGAACAGACGUGACAGUUGGUCUUAAAUCCCAAGGACUGUCUGGGAAAGGUUUAGGAUUCACCUUAAAUCCCCUACAUUUUGGUUCACUUAACUACCGUAGCUAUGGCCAAGUCCAGUUAAGAGUCUUUGUGUUUGACUGGGUUUCGUUCUACCAUCUUUUAAUGCCUUAUUAUUUUCAAUAUUAACUCUCACAUAAUACAACACAGUAGCUGUAUAAAGGCGCUUUGCAUUCUAGAAUAACCAGAAUUCUGUCAAGUCUGAAGAUUCUUAGUUUGGUGAACUGCAGAGACAUGUGUUCUCUGUGGCUAUAGUGUGUUCAGCAUAACACGGUACAAAGUGAUGUAGAAAUUAGACAUAUAUACUGAGACCCCUCACCGUAUCAAAGGUCCUACCUGUAAUUGUGGGAAAAAGGUAUGAUAUGUACAGUCAGGGUAAUGGAUCCUGUUAGGAGAGAGCUGUAUACUUAUUUUUAUGCUAUUAAUAAUACAUUGACUGACAAUUAUGUAUAAUGUAUUCUAUUGUAAAGAGAAGGAGCAGGAUCUAUGGGUAUGUACAGUAUUCUGUGUAUACGGGAGUAGGCUUCAGGAGAGGGAUAUGGGCAUGGGGUUCAUGAAAAUGUUAUGGAAAAGAUUUCUGUUCAAAAUAGAAUAAUGCUGAUGAUUCUUGCCUGUGAUGUAAACAAUGUCACUUUGUUUCUUUGAAAAACUGAGAAAUGAAAUGGA
Molecule: messenger RNA, 6559 nt
Organism: Coregonus clupeaformis (lake whitefish)
Lineage: Eukaryota; Metazoa; Chordata; Actinopteri; Salmoniformes; Salmonidae
Product: insulin receptor substrate 1-B-like
Exons: 3
Coding region: 255-3914 (1219 amino acids)
Biological process (GO): insulin receptor signaling pathway
Cellular component (GO): cytosol; plasma membrane
Molecular function (GO): phosphatidylinositol 3-kinase binding; insulin receptor binding
Source: RefSeq, a predicted model, not a curated record